AUGAAAUCGAAUACGGAUUUGCAAUUCGGUGUUAAGGUGAGUUGUAAGAAAAUAGCAGCUAUGCGGAUUUUAUUUUCCAGAUCGCUUUGAUUAUUGUGGGAGUGGUGCAUUUGUUGUUGGGUUUGACGGUUUUAUUUCAAGCACUUGGGUAUGUUUAUAAAUACGUAGAAGGGUCUCGUUUUUUUUGAGAUUAUCAAAUUUUUUCAGAGAAAGAAUGGCAGCUGAAAACGUUAUCCAUGAAUUUGAAAAAAUUAAUUCUACUAGGAUUGAAACAAUAACAAAAGAAGCCACAAUUGCACCAGCUGUUUUAAUGCCAUUCAUCGCUGGAACAAUCUGUCUGAUCUCCAUCUCCGUCUGCGUCAAACAAUGUUUUAUAUGUAUAAUUGGUGCCAAUAUUCUUGAGCUCCUCUUAUUUAUUGUUGCAUUGAUACGCUCUCAUAUAGUUUAUAGUGCUACGAGCGAUGCUUUUGAUAUAUUGAGAGAAGCAGACAAAGCUGGCAAGAUCUCAUCGGAAAAAAAAAAGUUUUAUGAUGCUAUGAUGUUUUUGGAAUUAGGUCUGGAGGCGAAUAUUUUCUUUUGUUAUAGUGGAUUAUUUCUCACAAUUGCAUCAAUUGCAGUCACUGCACUCCUUGCAUUCAAGAAACCUUCUAAAUAA
Messenger RNA from Caenorhabditis angaria, 655 nucleotides. The record is from the annotation of a GenBank genome assembly. Lineage: Eukaryota; Metazoa; Nematoda; Chromadorea; Rhabditida; Rhabditidae.